UUUACUUUAAGUCAAAGGAUUUAGAAACAAUAAAAAAACCCACAUAUCAGAAUAGUCAAAUUUUACUAAACCGUGUUAACAAUUAUCUUUUAAAAUUUUUUCAACUAUAAAUAUUUUAAAAUUGAAAAAUUACACGACUUCGUUGUUAAUAGAAAAUGAUUGUGCAUACAUAUUUACAUGUCUUUAUGUUUUCGGGACUAAUACUUACAACGAUUGCCAAUGAAAUAAUUGAAUACUUGUCUUUUAAAAACUUACCAGAAGCAAAAGAAGAAUUUUAUAAUUGCUUAAAUAACAUUGCAUUUGACGACAAUAUACAAAUAGAUAAAGAAUCAUUAUAUGCAUUUUUAAAUGACAUAAGAGAAAGGUAUGUGUCCGGUAAUUUACCACCGAUCAAUACGAGUAAAGAAGUAAUGAAAUUCAUUGGAAUGUUCGGUGAUUUAACACUAAAUAAGAUCAGUAAAGAAUUAAUGAACUCCAAAGGAGAACAAACAUCAAGUAUUAAAAAAGAUUUAAACAUUUGCUGUACUAUGUUUCAUGAGAGAUUGUUCGUAGUUGAAGAACCUAUAAUAACUGAAAACAAUGAUAUUGUUACCAGGGCUUUAAAAAAUUAUGGUAUAGCUGUCAAUAUGUUGUAUGACUGUUUCAAAAAGUAUCAUUGUUUGGAUAAUGGCGCAAUACCAAAGAACAGAUUAAACCAUGAUUAUUUUCGUAAAUCUACGAUCAAUAAUUUAAAGAACAUUAUAUCUAAAACUUCUACUCCUCAAAAUAUGGUUAAACAUGUACGAAAUUGCAUUAUAAUGAAUGAUAAUGUAUUUGGGAAGUAUUGUUCUGCAGCUUAUUAUACUUUUUUGAUAUCUGAAAAUAAUGGAAUUUUUUUUACAAUAACUGUUGAUGGAAUAAUGAAUUUAAUAACAUUGAAGAAUUUACCUCGUGCUAAAACAGCGCUGUACAAUUGCUUCACGAACAAUAAUUUAAUUGAUUUUAUUAAAAAUCGCAGAUCUUUUGAUAAAUUUUUAAAUGGUUUAAGAAAAAGAAUUGUUUCUGCUAAAGUUCUCCGUAAAAAUGUUCAUGUGGAAAUAAUAAAAUUCUUAAAAGAAGAUUUAUCAAAUUUCACGAAUGAAAUAAUUAAUUGUUCUACUAAUUUUUAUUCGACAUUGUUUGAAGUGACAGAACCUGAAAUUUUAGAAAAUGAAAACGUGGAUGAUCUUGUAUCCAAAAGAUAUGAUGUAGCAAUAGAUGUUUUGUAUGACUGCUUUGAAAAGUAUAAAUGUUUUUUGGGAAUUCGAAAAAAGAAAUUGAACCAUAAUUUUUUUCGUGAAUCUACGACCCGUAAUUUAAUGGAACUUAUAUCUAAAACUUCUACUCCCCAAACAAUGAUUGACAAUAUUCGAAGAAUCAGUUUAAAUAACAAUAAUGAAUUUGGGAAGUAUUGUUCUGCAGCGUAUUAUACUUAUUUGACAUCUGAUUUCUUUUUUACAAUAAAAAUUGAUGGAAUAAUGCAUUUUAUGACAUUGAAGAAUUUACAUCGUGCUAAAACAAUACUGUACACUUGCUUCACAAAUAAUAAUUUAAUUCAAUUUAUAAAAAAUCGCAUAUCUUUUGAUGAAUUUUUAAAUGGUUUAAGAAAAAGAAUUGUUUCUGCCGAAGUUCUCCCUAUAAAUGUUCAUGUGGAAAUAAUAAAAUUCUUAAAAGAAGAUUUAUCAAAUUUCACGAAUGAAAUAAUUAAUUGUUCUACUAAUUUUUAUUCAACAUUGUUUGAAGUGACAGAACCUGAAAUUUUAGAAAAUGAAAACGUGGAUGAUCUUGUGUUCACAAAAUAUAAUAUAGCAAUGUAUAUUCUGUAUGACUGCUUUGAAAAGUAUAAAUGUUUUUCCGGAAUUCGAAAAAAUAAAUUGAACCAUGAUUUUUUUCGUGAAUCUACGGCCCGUAAUUUAAAGGAAGUUAUAUCUAAAACUUCCACUCCUCAAUAUAUGGUUGACCUUGUUCGAAUAUUUAUUUUUGGUAAUAAUCGCAGUGAUUUUGUGAAAUAUUGUUCUGCAGCUUAUUACACUUUAAUGACUUUAGAUGAAAAUCGCUCUAGACCAUGGUUUGUCAAUGGUGAAAAGUACUUAGCAGCUCAUAAAAAUGUUUUUCGGUUUCCCCAUCAAUUAUAAUUUGUAUACCUGAACUUAUAAUAACUUUUAAUAAGAAAAAUAAAAAAAAUUAAAAUUUAAUAAAAUAUUUUGAUUAAUGGUGCAAUCUGAGUGGGUUGUAAAGCCGCCUUCCAUAUAUUUAGCAAUGAUUGAAUUUUUUAAUCAUACAUAAUCAUUUUUUUGAGAAUUAACUUUUUUUUUUACUUAUUUGAAUAUUCCUUAAUAGUGGUUUAAAGUAAAAAAAUUAUGGUGAGAAAAAAAAGGUCAUCAUUAAUUUUAAAAUUAUAACUUCCUUCCAUAAAAUUAUUUUCUGAUUGCCCCAUUGAUAUUGAAUACAUUUAUAUUUAAUUCAUUAUUUAACUUAUUAUUGCAAUAAGAUUACAAUUCAAAAUAUAAUUUUGGUUUUGACAAUCGAUACA
Molecule: messenger RNA, 2551 nt
Organism: Daktulosphaira vitifoliae (grape phylloxera)
Lineage: Eukaryota; Metazoa; Arthropoda; Insecta; Hemiptera; Phylloxeridae
Exons: 15
Coding region: 156-2153 (665 amino acids)
Source: RefSeq, a predicted model, not a curated record